Girardinichthys multiradiatus is the source of this 1104-nucleotide messenger RNA. RefSeq names its product piggyBac transposable element-derived protein 3-like. The record is from RefSeq and is a predicted model, not a curated record. The transcript is spliced from 2 exons. The coding region runs from base 357 to 1076 and encodes 239 amino acids. NCBI's taxonomy places the organism in Eukaryota, Metazoa, Chordata, Actinopteri, Cyprinodontiformes, Goodeidae.
CUCACUUAAAACUGUGCACAUAUAUUUAUAUUAUAUUGUAGAUAUGUUUAUACUGUUUAAUUUGUAUUGUAUUGCACCGACUACGCCAAAACAAAUUCCUUGUAUGCCGUUUCUCAUGCCCAUGAUAUUGUCUCUACAUUCUACCUGUUUAUCACACCAGCAAUAUAAAAAAUAAUCCUGGGGAUGACAAAUCUGGAGGGUUUUUGCAAAUAUGGAGACAGCUGGAAAAUGAUGGAUGAGAUUGACCUGCAGGCCUACUUAGGGCUGCUAAUCUUAGCAGGUGUAUACAGGUCCGAAGGGAGGCUGCAGCUAGUCUAUGGGAUGCUGAGAGUGGAAGGCCAAUUUUCUGAGCCACAAUGCCACUCAAAGUCUUUCACACCUCCUCAAGACUGCUACGAUUUGAUGACCGUGAGUCAAGACCAGCAAGACGUGUGACAGACAAACUUGCCGCCAUAAGAGAGGUAUGGGACAAGUGGGUGGAGCGGCUGCCCUACCUCUACAAUCCAGGACCUGACGUAACAGUGGAUGAACAACUGGUUCCAUUUAGAGGUCGUUGUCCUUUCCGGCAGCAUAUGGCCAGCAAGCCAGCAAAAUAUGGGAUCAAGUCAUGGGUGGCUUGUGAUGCCAAAUCAAGCUAUGCUUGGAAAAUGCAAGUCUAUACUGGGAAGCUGACCAGUGGAUGCCCAGAGAAGAACCAGGGGAUGCGAGUUGUGCUUGAUGUGACAGAGGGACUGAGGGGUCACAAUGUGACAUGUGACAAUUUCUUCACCUCUUAUGAACUCGGACAGCAGCUCCUGAAGAGGAAGAUCACCAUGGUUGGUACAGUUCGAAAGAAUAAGCCUGAGCUCCCACCUGCACUGCUUGCGUCAAAGGAGAGAGAGGUCUUCUCAAAGUUUGCCUUCAUGCCCAACACCACUCUAGUUUCCUACCUCCCAAAGAAAAACAAGAAUGUAGUUCUGAGCACACUGCACACAGACGGUGACAUUAGCGAUCGUGAGGACAGGAAGCCAAUCAUCAUCCUAGACUAUGUGGAGAUAUAUUAUGUGUGUGCAUUAUUAUUAUUAUUAUGUUCAUAACCAGUGUGGGAAAUAAAUUCUAUAACCU